GAUCGGCGAACAGGGAAUUCCCCUCUCAUCCUAUUGGCUGCAGAGGGUCUUUGUGGACCAAUCCGUUUCCUCAUAGAUCGCUUGCCAGAGGAGCACCUCCUUCAUUCCAAUCGCGAUUCGAAAUCCGUGCUUUCUCUUCUUCUGAUCCGAGGCCAUGGCAAUUGCGGUUGUCUUGAGGCCCUUUUACAGCGAAUAUCUCCGUCAGUUUUAGAAAAUUCAUCAGAUACCACAAAUCAAAUUAUCCUCUCGGUAAAUGAACUCCUUGAAAGGAUUAAAACGUCUGCCGUUGAUCGUGUUACUGGUGUAUUCAAGACGUGGAUAACCCUUAACUAUAUUCAUCUUGAAGAAGAAGAUGAGAUAGACAAUGAAUCACGAUCAAGAAUAAACGAGAGAUUGAUCCAACGGACAGUUGGAGCCGUUAUCAAGGACUGUCAGUCCAUUUGGGCUAAUCCGCGAGAAAUUUCUAUUUCAACAUACUUAGUAUUUCAACUAAUAAUUAAACUAUUUAUUUUGGGACGAAUCGGGUUGGAGUUUCUGGACGCUUGUCACAAAGAGGUAGAAGCAGCCUUUUCGAUCGAUCAGCCGAGACCCCUUCAGGAAGUACAAAUGCAACAAUUGGAACGGAUUCGAGCAAGAUCUCUAACAAACAUUUUCGGUGGUAUGAUAACUGGAAUUUUCUCAAUCUUUUCAUUAAGAAUAGCUCAGUUGAGGCGAGCAUUUGAACCAGUUGCACCUUUGAAGUUUUUGACUAUUCUCUCCCUUCGGCGAUAUCUCCUAUGUGCAACGCGUUCUACAACAAGGAGCUUCCCCAUCACCACUGAAGGAUUUGCAUUUCAUCAUCAGCUCGAGGAACUGAACCUGCCACUUUAUCUACACAAGUUGGUGCUCAUGCAGGAUGAUAUUUAUUACCGAUAA
Rodentolepis nana is the source of this 915-nucleotide messenger RNA. The record is from the annotation of a GenBank genome assembly. NCBI's taxonomy places the organism in Eukaryota, Metazoa, Platyhelminthes, Cestoda, Cyclophyllidea, Hymenolepididae.